This is a messenger RNA of Postia placenta MAD-698-R-SB12, 714 nucleotides long. RefSeq lists its product as hypothetical. The transcript has 3 exons. The record is from RefSeq and is a predicted model, not a curated record. Lineage: Eukaryota; Fungi; Basidiomycota; Agaricomycetes; Polyporales; Adustoporiaceae. The coding region runs from base 1 to 714 and encodes 237 amino acids.
AUGUUCGCCACCCAACGCGCCCGUAAAGCAAACGCGCGACGUUUAGUUCUUCAGCCUGCAUCUUUAUCGGGGUCAAUAACAGACCAAGGUCUGAGGACGCUGUGGGGUAUAGAUGGCAAGCGUGCAACUGCCAAUAGGGCUAGCAUGGAUCAUGAGCAAAAUGUUAGAACCCCACGAGAGCAUACUGAACGGUGGAUAUCUUCACCCUUGGUCCUUGCAGAGUCCACCCUCUGUUGUCACGGGAAUCCGAACAUCGAGUUUAUCGAAUGGGAGCGAACACUCAGGGACCUUCCAAUUUGGGAAUGCCACCAGCGCCGGAGCGAGAUCAUCCAUGCCGCCCAACUUCAGCGCUUCAGCGUCAACGCAUCAUGGACAAGCACUUGGUCGACGUUCCUCGCGAUCCAUGCACAAAAAAAGGGAAUCCGCGUGUGUUGCCCAAAUUUGACGAGUUUCAUUCCUGCUUGGCGGACUCGGGCGAUCGCCACGGACAUGGGUGCAAUUUUUCUUUUCCCUUCUGCUGACGCUCUUGUAUAUGUCUCUCUCAAUCCCAAACAUGUGCAUUUCACGGACGUCCAGCUGGGCACGCGUCGACUCAACCCGCCUAUCGUCGUCAACCUUGUCUCAAAGAUUAGACACGCACCGCUCAAGCGUUCAGCUGCGGUCGCAGAUGAAGCAUCCGCUCUCACGGAUGGUCAAGACGGCAAUAAUGAAUAA